Messenger RNA from Penicillium macrosclerotiorum, 1671 nucleotides. RefSeq lists its product as uncharacterized. The record is from RefSeq and is a predicted model, not a curated record. The transcript is spliced from 3 exons. Gene Ontology annotation, biological process: amino acid transmembrane transport. The coding region runs from base 1 to 1671 and encodes 556 amino acids. Gene Ontology annotation, cellular component: membrane. Gene Ontology annotation, molecular function: amino acid transmembrane transporter activity. Lineage: Eukaryota; Fungi; Ascomycota; Eurotiomycetes; Eurotiales; Aspergillaceae.
AUGUCUACAAAUAAUGGUUAUUUUGAUCAAGACGGUUCGAAGGAUGCCAUCCACGAUUUGGAAAAACAGCCUAAGUCUGUCAUACAUGGCAAUGAACCACCUGUCAUGUUGGCCGAUGAAUCUACAGGGCAGUUUGAAGAGGUUUCGAAUGUGCGGCAGGGCCUUCACCAGCGACAUAUUCAGAUGAUUGCUCUAGCUGGUACUAUAGGAACGGGUCUCUUUCUCAGUUCCGGUCGAGCGAUUGCUCACUCCGGCCCCCUAGGUGCGUUUCUAGGAUACUUGAUUAUGGGCUGUGUAGCCGGUACUGUGACUCUUGCGAUUGGUGAGAUGGGCACACUGGUCCCUCUGAACGGUGGAGUAGUCCGCUAUUCUGAAUAUUUUGUUGACCCUGCAUUGGCUUUCGCCAAUGGAUACAAUUUGGUAUAUUCCUACCUUGUUUCCAUUCCCUCUGAGCUUGUCGCUUCGGCUAUCCUUGUGCAAUUUUGGUCCGAGCUCAACAGCGCAAUUUGGAUCACUAUAUUUGGAGUAGUGAUGCUGUGCUCUGCAUUUGUGUUUGUUCGGGUCUAUGGAGAGCUCGAAUUCUUCUUCUCCAUAAUGAAAAUAAUGUUAAUCAUUGGAAUCAAUCUAAUGGCUCUUGUCAUAACGUGUGGCGGUGGCCCGAACCACAAGUCCAUCGGGUUUCAGUAUUGGCGCGACCCUGGACCUCUGGUCCAGUACCUUGGAAUAACGGGCGUGCUUGGCCGUUUUCUGGGUGUUUGGACAUCCUUGAACAGCGCUCUUUAUGCCUACUCGGGAAUCGAGACCAUCACGGUUGCAGCUUCAGAGACAAAGUCACCAAGACAAGCUAUCCCAAAGGCCGCCAAGCGGAUCUUCGUUCGCAUCUUGAUAUUCUAUAUCGUCUCAAUUUUCAUGGUCGGCCUGGUUGUCCCAUCAAAUGAUCCAAAGCUCAGUAACGACAGUGGCACAGCUUCAGAGUCACCAUUCGUGAUUGCCGCUACCAACGCAGGAAUCAAAGUAGUCCCAUCCAUUAUCAAUGCUGUUAUUAUCACUUCAGCUUGGUCCUCAGGGAACUCCAAUAUUUUAGGAGGAUCUAGAGUUUUGGUCGGACUGGCCAUGAACGGUCAUGCCCCGAAAUUCUUUACUCGACUCAAUAGAUUCUCGGUUCCCUGGAUCGCAAUUUCUCUUUAUGGUCUAUUCAUGUGUCUAGGAUACAUGUCGCUUUCCUCGACUGCCAACACCGUGUUUGAUUGGUUGCAAGACCUUGUUUCCAUUACAACCUUGACCAACUGGCUCAGCAUCUUGAUUACGUAUCUUCGGUUUUACUACGGUUGCAAGAAACAAGGGAUCUCUCGGAAUUCCCUUCCAUGGGCUACUCCGUUUCAGCCAUACAUUAGCUGGGCCUCGCUGUUUCUGCUCUCUCUGUUCCUUAUUACAGGCGGCUAUUCGACAUUUAUCAAAGGAAAUUGGGAUGAUGAAAGCUUUGUCUCAUCGUAUAUCAACAUUCCGCUUUUCUUGAUAUUUUACUUUGGAUACAAGCUCUUCCGCAAGACAAAGAUCGUUCCCCUGGAAGAUAUCCCUAUUCAGCCCUUCAUUGACAUCGCGAAUCGUAAUCCUGAACCUGAACCAGCCCCAAAGAAAGGUCUUCGGAAACUUAACAUACUGUGGGAUUGA